Molecule: messenger RNA, 606 nt
Organism: Acanthosepion pharaonis
Lineage: Eukaryota; Metazoa; Mollusca; Cephalopoda; Sepiida; Sepiidae
Source: the annotation of a GenBank genome assembly
AUGUAUAUCUCUCUCUCUCUCUCUAUAUCUCUCUAUAUAUAUAUCUAUAUCUAUCUCUAUAUAUCUAUAUCUAUCUCUAUAUCUAUCUAUCUAUCUAUCUAUCUAUCUAUCUUAAUAUCUCUCUCUCUACCUUUCUAUACAAAUUUCUAUCUAUCUAACUGGUCUAUCUAUCAGAAUCUAAUUCUAAUGACCCACUUUUGUUAUUGUCUUCCUUCUUUUUUUCGUUUCUUUAUUCUUUGUUUUCAUUUCCUCCUCUCCCUCCUCCUCCUUUUUGUUUACGUUGCCUUCUCAUUUUUGUUUACAUUGCCUUCUCCUCCUUUUUGUUUACGUUUUUCAUCCUUUGUUUUAUUUCCUCCUCCUUUUCGUUUCCUUUCAUUCCCCCUUCUUCCCUGUUUCCCUUUCCUCCUCCUCUGCAUUUGUUUCUUUUCCUCCUACUUUUGUUUUCUUUUCCUUUCUCCCCCCCCUCCGCGUUUGUUUUCGUUUCCUCAUCCUCCUUUCUUUAUCCUCCUUUCUUUAACUCUUUUUCUGUUCUCUCUCUCUCUGUCUACACUAGCUCUAUCCUCCUCUCUCUUUACGGGCUUUUUGUUUUGGCUGAAAUCUUUUUAG